Messenger RNA from Stomoxys calcitrans (stable fly), 1346 nucleotides. It is a transcript of the gene bap, whose product is annotated as homeobox protein bagpipe. Gene Ontology annotation, biological process: cell differentiation; regulation of transcription by RNA polymerase II. The record is from RefSeq and is a predicted model, not a curated record. The coding region runs from base 72 to 1346 and encodes 424 amino acids. Gene Ontology annotation, molecular function: DNA-binding transcription factor activity, RNA polymerase II-specific; RNA polymerase II cis-regulatory region sequence-specific DNA binding. The transcript has 2 exons. Gene Ontology annotation, cellular component: nucleus. NCBI's taxonomy places the organism in Eukaryota, Metazoa, Arthropoda, Insecta, Diptera, Muscidae.
AGAAUCACGAGUAGCAGACAAAAUAAAAAAAAAACAUCUAAAAGAAAGUGGAACAAUUAAAGAGAAGAAAAAUGUUAACAAAUAUGGAAAGUGCCAACAGUGCUAUAUCCGGUAUCGGUAAGGUGCUCACCACCCCCUUCUCGAUAAAUGACAUAUUGACGCGCAACCACGCCAACGAACGCCGCCUAUCGCGCACCGACUCCGAGUUGGAAUUGUCCGCCGUGAAUAUGAGAGGCAGUGAUUCAAGUUUUAAGUGCAAUCUAUCGUUGUCCGAUAAUGUCUCGAAUCCAAGUCCAUCCGAUGUAAAAAUUGAAUCGUCUUUGAGGUCCGGAGGCUAUAGAUCUCAUUUCUAUGCCUCAGCGGCCGCAGCGGCAUCCAAUGCGCAUCACCACUCGGAUUACGUAUCACACAAAUUGGGCUAUUUUGGUGCUGCCGCAGCAGCCGCUGUAUUGGCCGGUGGACGCUCCGAGUGCCCAUUGGAUAUGAGACGUUGUGCCAGCAACGAUUCUGAUUGCGAUUCUCCACCUCCUUCAACUGGCAACACUUCAUCAGGACGUUACACAUCUCCCGUCAACGAUGGUUCUAUGUCACCUCUGCCAGAUGACAUACAAUCGGGCAGCAUGGCUCGCAAAAAGCGUUCCCGCGCCGCAUUCAGCCACGCUCAGGUGUUUGAAUUGGAACGGCGUUUUGCUCAGCAACGUUAUCUUAGUGGUCCCGAACGUUCCGAACUGGCCAAGUCAUUGCGUUUGACAGAGACCCAGGUGAAAAUAUGGUUUCAAAACCGCCGCUACAAAACCAAACGCAAGCAGAUUCAGCAACACGAGGCAGCUCUUAUGAAUGUGGCGGCCAGCAAACGGGUACCUGUUCAGGUGCUGGUAAGGGAGGAUGGCACCACCACUUAUGCCCAUAUGUUUCCCCAUGCUGCCGGCUACCCACAUAGCUUGGAUCCCACGCUCUUGAAUAUCUACCGGCAUCAGUUACAAAUGGCCUAUGGAGUGGGGGUACCCCAAAUGCCUUUUCCCUACUUUCCCUAUUCGCAUGCGGCGGCGGGCAAUGGAAAAAUUCCUCAACCCAUACCGCCACCUUCCAAUGGACACGGCCAACAGGUCCCUACCAUGAACAAUUCUGCAAGUCAUUAUUUGAAUCAGUCAUCAGCAUCGUCAUCUCCAACACAUCUCAACCAUUGUAGUCCGAGUUCAAGUCCUGCGAACAACCCCACCGCCAACGGAACCAACUCCCAGGGAACGACCCGCUGUAAUCCUGCCAAUUAUGAUCUGGCUAUGGAACAGGAUAGUGAAACACAGUCGGGGUCCGAAGAUUGUGAAGAAAAUGUAGAAAUUGACUAA